This is a messenger RNA of Rhinocladiella mackenziei CBS 650.93, 411 nucleotides long. RefSeq names its product histone H3. The record is from RefSeq and is a predicted model, not a curated record. The transcript is spliced from 3 exons. Gene Ontology annotation, biological process: rRNA transcription. Gene Ontology annotation, molecular function: protein heterodimerization activity; DNA binding; structural constituent of chromatin. Lineage: Eukaryota; Fungi; Ascomycota; Eurotiomycetes; Chaetothyriales; Herpotrichiellaceae. The coding region runs from base 1 to 411 and encodes 136 amino acids. Gene Ontology annotation, cellular component: nucleosome.
AUGGCUCGUACCAAGCAAACUGCUCGUAAAUCCACUGGUGGCAAGGCCCCAAGAAAGCAGCUCGCCUCCAAGGCAGCUCGCAAGUCCGCACCAAGCACUGGAGGUGUCAAGAAGCCUCAUCGCUACAAGCCUGGUACUGUCGCUCUUCGUGAGAUUCGUCGUUACCAGAAGUCGACUGAGUUGCUCAUCCGCAAGCUUCCCUUCCAGCGUCUCGUCCGUGAGAUUGCCCAAGACUUCAAGUCUGACCUUCGCUUCCAAUCCUCUGCCAUCGGCGCUCUUCAAGAGUCAGUUGAGGCCUACCUUGUCUCCCUCUUUGAGGAUACCAACUUGUGCGCUAUCCAUGCCAAGCGUGUCACCAUUCAAUCCAAGGACAUCCAGCUUGCUCGUCGUCUCCGCGGUGAACGAUCUUAG